UUAGAAAUAAUAAAUAGAUUUAUUUUAAUAAUGUUGGCUUCCGAGGAAUCUAAGUAAAUAAUGAUGUCAAUGACAUAAUUAUUGUUCGAUGGUGUUGGUUUUCGUCAAUAAAAUGUGAGAACAGAGAUGUGAAAUUGAAUAGAAAAAUGGCUUUGAAACAAGAAUCGCACAAUGAUAGUAAAUUGAAUAGUCUUGGAAUUAAAGUAAAAGGUGAUCUUGGUGACUUGCAAAUCGUUGAAAACAGCGGUAGUGAGUGUAGUGAUGAUGACGAAAGGACCGUGGAUAGAAAACAAAAAGCACACGUCUUACAAACUAUUUCUACCAUACCUACGAGUCUAAUACAGAAUCGUACAGAGCCUAUUGUCAGUAAUGUUCAGGUCCACAAUUCUGAAAAUAUCCAAUUUGGCCAUAAUACCUAUUUCCAUGGACCAGUAACAAUAAAACAAAUUAUCAAGAAAAAAGGUAUUGAUAAUGCUUCAUACACCUCUGACAAUGAAAAUGAGCAUAAUGCAACUGAUUCGACUCAGGAUGCUGAUCCACCGCCCAUGGUCAAUAAUGUAUCACCAUGGCUUAAGAUGACCCUAUCCAUCACAAUAGUUAUUGUGCUAGGAAUUGUCUGCGUACUUGUACUUUAUAUGCAAAGUCACAAUAAAGAUGAAAUAUCUUCUAGUCAUGAUGAUUCAGAAAAGGUGUCUACAAACUACACCAAGGUGGUGGGGAUGUGUUAUGACAGUUAUUUUCAAAUAUUAGUUUUUUCGAUCAUUGUGGUGCCAAUAACAAUAUUGUUAAUAUUAUAUCCGCUACUAACAUCACAUAUGGAUUAUGAUAGACACAGUUCCCAAGCAAAUGGGGUUGCCGAAGUAAUGAUUGCAGAUUAUCCUCAGGGGGAUUUCAAUGAUAGUGUUGAAAAGACUAAAAUUAAAGCGGAUCCGUUACUGAUAUCUCCAAACCACUUGCGGAUAGUGUCGCGGACGGACUGGCUCGCCCAGCCGGUGGAGAGCGAACUCCAAAAGAUACGCCAGCCGGUGCCGUGGGUGGUCAUCACCCACACUGCUACGGAACCCUGUUCCUACCAGAGUGAAUGUGUGCUGCGCGUUCGACUUAUCCAGAUGUUCCAUAUAGAGGCGAAGAAAUGGGACGACAUCGGUUAUAACUUCCUCGUAGCGGGCGACGGCUCGGCGUACUUCGGCCGUGGAUGGGAGUACAUAGGCGCCCACACCCUGGGCUACAACCGGUAUAGCAUCGGCAUUGCCUUCGUGGGCACCUUCAACUCCGAAACCCCCCCCAAAAAACAAAUCGAAGCUUGCCAAAAACUAAUCAAACUUGGCGUGCAGCAAGGUAAAAUCGCAAAAGACUACAAACUGUUCGCUCAUAGGCAGCUUACUUCCACCCUGAGCCCUGGAGAUAGAUUGUAUGACAUAAUCAAACAGUGGCCGCACUUUGUCAAAGAAGACACCAACAUAGACGAUAUAGUUCCAAAAAAUUAUUAAUAUGACUAUAUUGACCGCCAUUGUUCACUGAUAUACCUGACAAUUAAUUAAGUGUUCUUCUGUAGACUUUAAUCCUACGUGUUUCACUGUAAUUGCCUGAAAUCUAUUAUAAGUUCGUAAUAACUAUUAUACACAAAUAUUUAAUAAGUAAUACUAGAUCAGGAUACACGUAUUUCUUGAGAAAUAUUGAAUAUUCAAGAUUUAGCCGAAUGCUAAAUGUCUCUCUUUUUGGUCUCAGUCGCAUGAAGUUUGAGAUUUUUGUGAUAAAAUUAUUCAAGCAUAUCACAAGAUUCUUUUUGUUACAUUACCUAUGUAUAAAAUAUACAUUUAAACAUAAAAAACUCAUAUAGUCAAUAAGUUAUUUAACGCUGUCUCUCCCUAUAGUUGAAUUUAUUUAUUGCUAAAAAAAGGCACAUGUCGAAAACACGAUGGCCUUAAUUUAGUUUAAUUUGAACACACAAUUUUUGAAGUUUUGUGAUAGAUAAGUUUCAUUGUCCGCUGCAAAAUUUUUUGGGCAAUGGAAUAUAUCACUUAUUGACGUGACGACGAACAAAUUUACGUGAUUGCUUUCUAAAAAACUAUACAAUCCCAUUCGGUGGAUUCAUAGACGUAAUUAUUCUUAUAUUAGAAAUCUAUACGUAAGAUAUUUACUCGAUGUUUAUUUGUAGGAUCAGGGCCACGCCCGUUAGCUGUUAGUAUCUCCAGCGGCCUCAGUUCUUAUUCAAAAGUUGCAUAGGAGUAAUGACUAUUAUAAAUGCCAUAUACAAAAUGCAAAAUACAAAAUUAAUAUAAGUUUAAAGUUAAUUUUGUGUAUGAUCUUCGCAGUAAAUAUUUUAUUUCAAGACCAUUUGGAACAGCUCACAACGGAAAAUACGUAUUUUUCUGGUCCACGCAGAGAUUCAAGUAACUAUUUUUUUCUCAUAUGAUCAUUUAGUGUCGCAAUAGCAUUAUAGCUUGCUUAUUAUCUUUUCUAUCCCAGUUAUAUUUUCUUGAAUUAAGACUAAAAUUGAAGCAGUCACUUUGGUUUAAUCAAAUGAAGGUAUGUGAUUGAAUUGAACCCUAUAAGGCGUAGAUUCUUGUUCUUAAAGUCUGUAUCAAGUUGGAAUCACUGAAAGUAAGGAAUAUUAAUUGUUUCUAUCUUCUAUCUUGUCUUGUUGUCUACAGAAUUAUUAGAGAGCUCACAGACGAGUGACCAUUAUGUCGGCGACUGCUUGCAAUAGUGGUAGGCGACGGUCAGCGACUGUCGCUAACAGUCUCCGACUCGCAGCUUUCGCUGUCAUGACAUGUUGACACUUAGGAAAAUACGUUAGUUAGUGUCUUCGAGAGUCGCGAUACAUCGGCGACCUUCGGCGGUAUUCGCAGGAAACUGUCAAUGUGCCAAACGUAUUCUUCAGUUAAAAGUUAUCCGACGAUUGAAAAAUCGACCCUAAUUUGAAUAUCUGUCGGCGAAAUAUCGGCGACUAUCGCCAUCUUAAGUCGCAAUCAGUCGCCGAUAUAUUAUAUAGGACCCUCUCUUAUGGCUGAUUUACACGUAUUAAGUAGUUAUGUAGGUAACUAAAUUUUAACUUGAUUUUUCUGUCAAGUUGGUGGGCGGGGCUUGUCACUUGACACGUUUUUUGACAAGCAGUUUCAUAGUAAAUAAGAGCUUAGCGUUUGGAAUUAUGUUAAAAUUUAGUUACGUUGCAAUUUGAUCACUUAAUUAAAAUUAAGUUAAAAUUUAGUUAAAUACUUAACUACUUAAUACGUGUAAAUCAGCCUUAGGUCUCAGUAGAAUUAAAAGUUGACAAUGUCAUAUUAUGUUGAUGUUUUAUUAUACAGGAUGUCCCAAAAACAAUGGAUAACCCUGUAACCAUCGAUAGGCCUCGCCAUGGUCUUCCUAACGUCCAAUUUUGACCCCAGUAAAAAUAUCACCGUUUUCAAGAUUUUUAAGUUUUUGUGCAUUUUUAGAAAAUUGCCACCUGCGUUUACUUUUUCUCAUGCCAUUUCUACAAAUGAGGAUACUUUUCAAUCUAGUUUUUUUCCUUAUCACAAGGGAUAGUUGGGCUAUUAAAAAAAAGAUUAAAGUUCAACAAACUAGUUUAAAAGUAUAAACAUUUUAAGAAAUUGCAGAAAAGAAGGAAAGAUUAAUUCAUUGUCUUGCACUUUUGAUCAGCCAUCGUGUAAAAAAAAUGUAGGAAGACCAUCGUGCCCAUUACCUUAAAAACUUCCUUGGUAAAUUGAGAUUCUAAAAAGGUAUCACAAGCCUAUGUAUGUAUUCUGUAUUAUUUUUAUCUUAUGGCUACUUAAAUAGCAACUAGUAUGAAAACUGCAAAAAUGAGUUUUUCUCGUAAUAGUCAAACUAGGACUGCAUAGUGGCAUUAAAUACAAAUGGAAAAUUUUUAGCGUAAGAAUUUAAAUAAAGCAACAUUUUAUCAUCAUCAUCAUUAUCAUUUCAGCCAUAGCACGUCCACUGCUGAACAUAGGCCUGUACCCCAAUGAUUUUCAUAAUGACCUCUUGGUAGCGGCCUGCAUCCAGCACCUUCCUGCUUACCUGCAGGGUUCAAGUGGAGGCUACGUACCGGAAAGCGCAUCGUAGGACGUCCACCUACAAAGUGGACCGACGACCUCAAGGUCUAGUUUGUUGAACUUUAAUCUUUUCUUUUGAUACCCCAACUAUCCCUUGUGAUAAAGAAAAAAACUAGAUUGAAAAGUAUCCUCAUUUGUAGAAAUGCCAUGAGAAAAAGUAAUCGCAAGUGGCAAUUUCCCAAAAAUGUACAAAAAUUUAAAAAUCUUGUAAACGGUGAUAUUUUUACUGGGGUCAAAAUUGGACGUUAGGGAGAGACCAUGGCGAGGCCUAUUGAUGGUUACAGGGUUAUCCAUUGUUUUUGGGACACCCUGUAUACCAGAUGAUUGUUAAACAUAUUUUGUAAUGGUUUACACAGGGAUUUUGGAGCGAUAUUCCCUAUGAUCUCUGUAAUGCUACAAUACUAUAAGUUACACUGUGCUCAGUUUUAUUUAGACGACUGUUUUAUAUUUUUUAUUAGAUUUUUUUUAAAUGGAACUUCUUUAAUCUACCUUAAAAUGAGGAAUGUAAAUUGAAUACAGGGUUGCAGAUUACGAAUGACAAGUUUACUGUCAGAAUAUGUUAUCCCAAAAUGUGAUAGAAUAAUCCCAUAUAUUCAAAAUAUUGUUUGGCCCUGUAUACUAAUCAACUAGAGAUUAAUAUAAUUAUUAAAAAUGGUUAUGGGAUUUAGUAAGUAUAGUAGUUUUAUGGAAUUUAACGAAAGUUGUGUACGCAUUUAGACAAGUUUUUAUGAUCAAUUAACUUUAGCAAAGUAUAUGGGUAAUUGUGAGUGGUGUGCUGAAAUGUUUAUCGCUGAAAACAAUUGACCGGUUCCCACUAAAUACUGCAAAGAAAAAGAAAUUCAAAGUAAUUUAUCGUUAGUUUUGGAACUAUUAAUUGUAAUAAUUCCAAAACUAACGAUAAAUUACUUUGAAUUUCUUUAGAAUACCAUUCUGAGUUUGUUUAGGUAUAAUAUUAUAGUUUCAAGGUAACUGACCUUAGACCCAAUUGUAUAAAGCUUUUUUUAUCUUAUCUCACUAUAAACAUAACACUGUAUUAUCCGGCAGUUUUUUCAGGAUGUAAGUAAAUCAGUAGUCAUAUGAAUCGUUAUUUCGUCAAUUAAUAACAAUAAAAUAAGCGUAGGUUUAUACACUCAGCGGCACGGAAUUUGGCCCAAGCCUAAACAACCAGAUAUUAGGCCAAAUAGGUGUUGUAUACCUAAGUUUCGUGUGACAUGUUAACAGAACAUUUGUUUUUGAUAAUUUAAGAGGCUAGAUUAAUAAAAAAAUGCGUCUGUUUAACUUUUUUGACUCUAGAAACACAUUUCGUUGUUGAAGCGUAAAGAGUACGGGUAAGUUUAAAUUCGAUAUUAAAUAUUGUAAGGGUUUGGUGUUUUGUUUUUUGUGUUUAAAUUAAUCUUAGGGUUAUUCUCGAUUCCAUAAUUUGAGAAUAAUGCCCAUUACUCCAGCUCAAGUUGCUCAAUUAGUGUUGCUUAGAAGUCAAUGGCGUAUGCAGCGGGAGAUGGCUGAAACUUUCAAUUUAUGGCGUACAAAAUUUAGAUACACGUUAAAAAGGCAUAACCAGACCGCCAUUUACACAAGAAUACCAAGAAGUGGGGAAUUAAGGUGUAUGUCAGCGCGCGAUGACCCGAUUAUCGUGCUUGCAAUAUCAAGAAAUCGGUUUCUCACUACGUUUGAGAUACGCCAGCGUUUACAAACAUCAAGCCCAGUGAAUGUCAGUGAGCACACAAUAAGAAGAAGGAUGGAAGAACGUAACGUGCAUAAUCGAAGACCAGCUCGAGGACCAGAACUUCUCCGAUACCUUCGCGAAGUGCGACUGACGUUUUCUAGAGAACAUGCAAAUUGGACGCAAGGCUAAAGUUCUAUGGAUCGAUGAUUGCAGAGUCACCUUAAGUGCUCCAAACGGCCGUGGAAGUGUAUAGAGAAGGUGCGGAGAAGAGUUACUACUCAAACAGACAGUUUUCAUAAAGAGUUUAACUCCAUUAGUCUAACGUCAAAUUUGCAUGUUCUGUAAAACGUAAGUCGCACUUCGCGAAGGUAUCGGAGAAGUUCUGGUCCUCGAGCUGGUCUUCGAGUAUGCAGGUUACGUUCUUCCAUCCUUCUUCUUAUUGUGUGCUCACUGAAAUUCACUGGGCUUGAUGUUUGCAAAAGGCUGGGGUAUCUCAAACGUAGUGAGAACCCGAUUUCUUGAUAUUGCAAGCACGAUAAUCGGGUCAUCGCGCGCUGACAUACACCUUAAUUCCCCACUUCUUGGUCUUCUUGUGUAAAUGGCGGUCUGGUCAUGCUUUUUUAACGUGUAUCUUAAGUUUGUACGCCAUAAAUUGAAAGUUUCAGCCAUCUCCCGCUGCAUACGCCCUUGACUUCUAAACAACACUAUUUGAGCAACUUGAGCUGGAGUAAUGGGCAUUAUUCUCAAAUUACGUAAUCGAGAAUAACCCUAAGAUUAAUUUAAACAAAAAACAAAACGCCAAACCCUUACAACAUUUAAUAUCGAAUUUAAACUUACCCGUAAUCUUUACGCUCCAACAACGAAAUGUGUUUCUAGAGUCAAAAAAGUUAAUCAUACGCAUUUUUUUAUUAAUCUAGCCUCUUAAAUUAACAAAAACAAAUGUUCUGUUAACAUGUCACAAGAAAAUUAGGUAUACAACACCUAUUUGGCCUCAUAGGCUUGGGCCAAAUUCCGUGCCGCUGAGUGUAUUUUACUUAGACAUAUAAGCUAGUAUGUACGUAAAUAAGUCCCCUGUGGCACUACUCCCUUACGACUGUGGUUCGUAAUAAGAAGUCAAUUCGCUGGAGGUGACAGUUGUUAUAACAGAGAAACAUUUUUAAUCCUUCACUUUUGGUGGGAACUGACACCACCAAUCAAUGAGGGUUUUCGCGAAUGAAAAAUCCGCCAGAUGGCAAUACGUAGACGCGAGGUCCAAAUGCUGCAUGAUUGAUUAUUUUUGACAUGACAUUGACAGAUAUGUCAAAAUCCACCAAUCACGCAGCAGUCAGACCCCACAUCCACGUCCCGCCAUCUAGCGGAUCUUUCAUUCGCGAAAACCCCUUAUUGACGUAGUUUUUAAAACUGUCAAAACGAGACUUCCAUAGAUUUUGUAUGACAAUACUAGCCUGUGACGUCACUAUUUUGUGUACCUACUCUCCAAAGGUGCACAGUUGACUAUCGAUAUAUCGAAGUGUUGAAAAGUAUACAAACAAGCCACAAUGUCGGUUCGCCUCCAGGAUCGGGACCCGAAACCAUCCAGUUGCGAGGGGUAAGACAGGGAGACGUCAUAUCUCCGAAACUGUUUACCACCGCCAUGGAAGUUGUCUUCAAGCUUCUGGACUGGAGGAGAUUUGGCAUAAAUACCAACGGCGAGUACAUCACCCACCUUCGAACUUCGAAGUGGCAGUGGGCGGGGCACAAAGCUCGUAGAGACGAUGGCCGUUGGGGCAGAAAAGUUCUAGAGUGGCGACCACGGGCUGGAAGACGUGGCGUGGGCAGGCCUCCUACUAGUUGGACCGACGAUUUUCUAAAGGUCGCGGGAAGAGCCUGGAUGCGGGCAGCCCAGGACCGUUCAUUGUGGAAAACCUUGGGGGAGACCUUUGUCCAGCAGUGGACAGUCAUUUGGCUGAAACGAACGAUAGUAAAAAUGGUAUCUGCCAUGCCAUGCCAUAGUUUAUGGUAUUAAAUAUAAUAUUUAUGCCUCAUUUGUCAAAGGGAAUUUUAAAUAUUGCCUGUCAUGACAACUAGUUGCACCAGCUUUAGUAUGUAAGCGAUCAAAUAGUUGUAUUUAAAUAAUUAAUGUAAUUUUAUAUAUUAAAAAUGAAAUCCUAUUUUCACAAAAAAAUCGCAAACAAACACUCACUACUGCACACAUUAAAAACCAUCUUUCGGUUUCUGUAAAACAUGUACGGAAUUAGUGCUGUAUUGUGUUGGUUUGUGAAAGGGGCUUUAUAUCAAGAAAGUAUUGAAAUAACUAAUAUUUAGUAAUAAUAAUUCGAGAAAUUGAUAAGGAUGUGAUGGUAGUUUGACAUUUUAUAUUAGUUUGACAGUUUUAUAUAAUUCAUUGCGGUUUUUUUACAGCUGUUUCCAUUUUAAAGCUGAAAAAUCAUCAUUUAUCUAACAUUUUAAACGUAGCACUAUACAAUCGGUGUAUUAAAAGUUUUUAAAAUUUUACAAUUAAAUUGAGCUGAUUGGAUAUAAUCAACUUUAAAGUUUAUAAUGUACCUAUUUUACAGUAGAAUUUAUUUGUGGUAUAGUCCAGUAGAAUUAGAUUUUAAAUCGGAAAUAAUUCCUACAAAAGAUUUUAUUGCUUUAAUGGCUUCAUUGGUUGCCCAUUAAGACUCUCCUAGGUUUUCGACUUCGACGGAGUUGUGCUUAAGUAAUGGGGGCCCCCGAAAGGGGCGCUUUUUAGGUUUUCCGGUUAUACCGCGUGAAGGACUUACCCUAUCGAAAAGUGGUCUUCCUGACGGUUGAAGGGCAUUUAAUCCUGCGUUAAAUAAGACCAAAUUCAUAUGUUUUGGACAAACCGUUCUCGUGCAAAUGUUCGGCAAAGUAGAAAAUAUGUGUAUAAUUAAUGACCCUCUCCACGUCCAAUAGCUCGUCACCCGUAGGCUCCCAAACCUUGUAAAGGGUCGCCUUAACCAGCGUAUCCCUGUCAAGGCUCACGAGUUGGAUUCGCUUAUCCUUGUUCGUCCCAGCCGUUCCUUAACUGCGGUUGCUGCACCUCUUCCUGGCACUCUCCUGAACGACUCUGUGUUACCUAAUGUGGCUGCCCCUCUUCCUUGUACUCUCCUGUACGAUUGCAUUGCUUAGCCAUAUGCCUGGUCCAAGGUUCGACGCCACAAAAUCAACUUCGUACGCGUGAAAAUAAUUUAAAUACUAUUUUUCGUGCUUGCAACAUUUUUCUUUACUGCUUCGCCUCUAUUAGUCGUAGAGUGAUUGUAUAUAUCCUAUAGCCUUCCUCAAUUUAUAAGCUAUUCAACACAAAAAUAAUUAUUUCAAUCAAACUAGUAAUUCUUGAGAUUAGCGCGUUCAAACAAACAAACAAAAAACUCUUCAGCGUUUUAAUAUGAACUUGUUGUUGUUGAUUUUUGGCGUCGAACCUUAGACCAGGCAUACUGCUAGGAAACGUAGUCGUGCAGGAGGAUACAAGGAAGAGGGACAGCCACAGUAGGUAACACAGAGUCGUUCAGGUGAGUGCCAGGAAGAGGUGCAGCAACCGCAGUUAAGGAACGGCUGGGACGAACAAGGAUAGGCGCAUCCAGCUCGUAAGCCUUGAUAGGGAUACGCUGGUUGAGGCGCUCCUUUUCAAGACUUGGAAGCCUGCGGUUAACGAGCCAUUGGACGUGGAGAGGGUCAUUAAUUAUACACAUAUUUUCUACUUUGCCGAACAUUUUCACGAGAACGGUUUGUUCAAAACAUAUGAAUUUGGUCUUUUUUAAUGCAGUAUUAAAUGCCUUUCAACCGUCAAAAAGACCACUUUUCGAUAGGGUAAGUCCUUUACGCGGUAUAACCGGAAAACCGAAAAAGCGCCCCUUUCGGGGGCCCCCACCACUUAAGCACAGCUCCGUCGAAGUCGAAAACCUAGGAGAGUCUUUAUGGGCAACUAAUGAAGGCAUUAAAGCACUAAAAUAUUUAGUAGGAAUUAUUUCCGAUUUAAUUCAUUUUUGUGUUUAAUUCUACUGGCCUAGUAGGUUUUCAAAGAUAUGUUAAGAUUUUUUGUGCAAUGACUAAAAGUCUUGGGAAGUAUGAAAUUGCAUUAAUACAGGGUUUAAAAGGACAGGUUACCAAAAUUUUGAGGGUAAUUUUAUGUAUUAUGAUUCCCGAGUGGGAGACACUCUUGAGCGUAAGUAGUGGGUAUAGUCGCGAGGAGAGGGCAGAAACCCCUAAAAGAAAGUGGUGAAAUAUAAUGUUUUUAUUUUAGGUCAUUAUCAAACGUGGAGGAAUAGUCCAUAAUAUUAACUUCUUGGCUAUAAUAGGUUAUUAUACAGGGUGUUACUUUGCAUUCUUGCCAUAUUUACAGAGGUUACUAUAUUACUGAUACUGAACACAAAUCCGUAAAAAAAUAAUGCCCGAAAAAUUUUUUUUUUAUCUUGAGUAUUUUAUUUUAUCGACAAUCUGUUAAACACAUCACUAAUUAUCGUAACGCGUGCACAUCACUUGUUGGCGAUGGCGAUGAAGACUUUUUUACUUUUUAUUGUAUUUUUAAAUAUCUAUUGCAAUCUAUUGUCUUUAAAAUGUCUUUUUGACACUUGUAAAAAACUGAGAAAUCCAUCAAUCACAAAUCACGUUAUAAAUAAUACAAAAAUGUCUGAAGCGUAUUCAAACAACGAAUAAUUCAAAAUGGUGCUUGGAGUGUCUGCAAGACGUCUUAGACGAAAUGCUUGAUGACGUACCCUUAGCGUUACACCAAAUGCUCUACUACCAGCAGGAUGGUGCUCCUGCUCCCCCACAAUAAGGACGUCAAGUGCGCGUAUAAUACGUUUGGUGAACAGUGGAUUGGACGAGGGGUCCAGUAGCUUGGCCACCACGAUCCUCGGACCUGACACCAAUGGAUUUUUGGAGUGACUUGAAACGACUGGUAUGCGCAGAAGAGAUAAACAGUGUAAACGCGUUACAUGAAAGGAUUGUUUUAGUGAAACUGUGAGACAAAACGUUUGUGUUGCGAAAACUAAAGCGAAAAACCUACGCUUAGCCGUGCUAGACUGUGCCUUCAUCAGAAAGGAGGACACUUUGAACACUUGCUUCGCAGUACGUAAACUUUGUAAGUAGGAACUUAUAAAUAAAUAAUUAAUUGUGAAUAAGGUGAUUUCAUUUCAUACUUAAUUUAUUAAUUUGUAAAAAUAGGGUACAAUGUUAAAAUUAAUUAAAACCCUAAUAAUUAUUACGUAUUUUUGACGGUCCUAAGCCCGUAAAGUAGAAAGGAAAAUCUGAAAUCAACUGAAGAGUAUUUUAAAAUAAUUAUUAUGACUGGAUAAAAAGGCUGGUACCCAGAGCCAUAAAAUUAAGAACUAGGCCACGCCCACUAGGUUUAUUCCACUUGCACCUGUAGAACGUGCGAGACAAAAUGGGUUUAUUCCAAUUUGUACUGAAAAACCAAAUUUACUAAAAUCUUAGUGUACUUUCUUUAUGGGAGUCUCUUGUUUAUCUUAAAUAAUAGGUAUUGUUCCCUACUUUUAUCUCUGUGAAUAUGGAAAGAAUGCAAAGUAACACGGUGUAUUUUUUUAAGUUUAUAAAACAUGACCAACUUUGAUGAUAUUGUGAUUUGAUUCAGAUGCAUUUAAUAUUUUGUUAUUCACUUGUUAUUUUGUUAAUCUUGUAUUUAUAUAUAUUCUUAAUAUUGUAUUGAAUCAAAUUGAAAAUAAUGAAAUCUGAUGUCUUGAAAGACUUUAAAUCAUGUAGAUUUGGUAUAUUUUUUUACUUUGACAACAUUUUGGAAUGUUUGUGAUGUACCGUAUCCAUGUAAGCUAUUGAUAAGUUUUAGUAGGUACAUAAAAUGUAAUGAACUAUCAUCGUAAUAAGAGAUUACCUUAUAUUAAUCAAAUAUCAUUGUAUUUGUUGAGCGUAGAUACAGGCUUAAUAGUGUAGAAGUAAACAUAAAAGUCACUAGCUCUGUACAACUAACUAAGCUUCAAGAAAAUUAGACUUCAAUAUCACGUGAAUACGGAGAGAUUACGCGGGGAAUACAGCUCAGCCCUACAGAGAUCUAAUUUAAAAAGAUUUUUGGGAAUUGAUCAAGAAAAGAAUAGUGCCAGGGUCUGGACCAAGUGCUGCCCAGAAUCAACCCAUAGUGCAUUUUGUUCCUCAGGCCAAUACUAAUGUGUAAACCGAAGCGCACUUAAAUCUAUCCCUGGAGUUAAGAGAAAAAAAGAGUUUUGUUUUGAAUUAUUUACAUACAAAAUAUCAUCGAUAUUAUACGUACUACCGUAGUACUUAUUAUUAUUCUGUGGUACUACGCAUAAGAUUUCGUGAUUUUGGCAUUAAAUAACACUCGCUAUGUUGAACUUAACCAUACUGCAUCCGUACACCUUACUUUAGUGCGACUUAGACAUUCUUUAUAAGCGAUCUAACGCUGUUGCAAUAUUUUAGUUAGUUGACAGAAAUCAUUAUUUCCAAAACGAAGCAAGAAGUUUUAGUUGUCUAUCCUUGCGAAAAAUCAAUUUAUUGGUGUAUUAAAAUUGAUUAUUGAAGUUAUUGUAAGCUAAAACUUCUUGCUCCAUUUUGGAAAUAAUUAAUUUCGGUCAACUAACUAAACUACUGAAACAGCGCUCGAUCGCUUAUAAAUUAUGUCGAAGUCGUACUAAAGUAAGGUGUACGGAUGCAGUAUGGUUAAGUUUAACAUAGCGAGUGUUAUUUAAUGGCAAAAUCGCGAAGUCUUAUCCGUAGUAGGUAUACAUCGAUGAUAUUUUGUAUGUAAAUAAUUCAAAACAAAAUUCUUUUUUUCUCUUAACUCCAGGGAUAGAUUUUAGUGCGCUCCAGUUUACAAAUUAGUAUUGGCCUGAGGAACGAAAUGCACUAUAGUUUCAUUCUGGGCAGCACUUGGUCCAACUUCCAUACAUGGAUUGGCACUGUCCUUUAUCCAUUGAUCUUGUUGUGGUACCAAGGUUAAGUAAGCCCGAAUGCAAUAUUAUAUGUAUACUUUUUGAUGCAAUAAAGUAUGCUCUAGUGA
Messenger RNA from Ostrinia nubilalis (European corn borer), 12709 nucleotides. Its product is annotated as peptidoglycan-recognition protein SA-like. Gene Ontology annotation, biological process: peptidoglycan catabolic process. NCBI's taxonomy places the organism in Eukaryota, Metazoa, Arthropoda, Insecta, Lepidoptera, Crambidae. The transcript is spliced from 6 exons. The record is from RefSeq and is a predicted model, not a curated record. Gene Ontology annotation, molecular function: N-acetylmuramoyl-L-alanine amidase activity; zinc ion binding. Bases 147 to 1490 code for a protein of 447 amino acids.